Molecule: messenger RNA, 1144 nt
Organism: Aaosphaeria arxii CBS 175.79
Lineage: Eukaryota; Fungi; Ascomycota; Dothideomycetes; Pleosporales
Exons: 2
Coding region: 323-934 (203 amino acids)
Biological process (GO): regulation of DNA-templated transcription
Molecular function (GO): DNA-binding transcription factor activity; DNA binding
Source: RefSeq, a predicted model, not a curated record
GGUAUGAUAUUGCGAUGAAAAGGAAUACUUCAAUAAUGCAGCAUUUUCUUCUAAUUUAUAGACAAUUCAAAAAUACCAUUCUCGAUAAGGUGUACAUGGGUGAACCAAUGUACUAAUGCCAUGCAACCACCCCCUCAUAUAAGACGUGGUAGCAAACCGGAUGGGCCGAGCCGAUCCAAACAAACCGGCACGUUCGCACUCGACCGUUUGGUAGCAAACAUGUAACACUUCGCCACUCCAUUUCUACCUCACCUACUUCUCUCUGCAUCCGGAACCCUCAGAACCCAGCUUUAUACUCGGAAAAUUCUCUUGCUACGGCAGAAUGAACGCCACUGAAUCGAGGUCUGCGUGGCCUCUCAUUUGGAUCAACGGUUUCCCUGGCACAAGCAAAUAUAGGAUCGCAAAGCUCACCGCGACUCUUCUAAGCGAUGGCGACCCUCUGUUGAUACACAACCACAGUCUAAUCGACCCGGUCGAUGCAAGAUACUCGCGAGAUCAUCCAGACUAUCAGCAGGAAAGACGCCGGGGGAGAGAGGCUGUGUUCAAGAGUCGUGUGGAAGACCCAGCCUUUCGGGCCCGCAUCAUCAUCUUCACUGAUUUCCAAUCCAACAAUGACCUUGGUCGUGACGUGGCAAGAGAAUAUGAGGCUGCCGCGUUACGGGCUAAACGUUCUUUCUUGCCUGUUUACCUCGAGUGCGACGUCAAAGAAAACAUACGGAGAGUGACAAGUCUCGAACGGGGAAGCAGUGCAACUACGAAGCUCUUGAACCCGGAGAUCCUAGUAGACAUGCGAUCCAGGUGCCAGCUCUUUCAUUUCGAUAGUGUUGAGGGGAUCACUUUUGACGUGACAGAUAUGGGACCAGAAGAAGCAGCUGAAGCUCUAGCAAGAGAGGUAAAGAGAGUUAUCAGUGACAUGGGGAAACAUCAGAGAUAGAAGGGUUCAGUCAGCAACCCUUCUUUGCAAGGACCCGAGCAAAUUUGGGGCCUGCUUAGCACGACUCCAUCUCUCGUCUGUGUUGUAAGCAUUCUGCGACAACACAUUUUGUUAACCCCUUCUCAAUCACUUCGAACUAGUUCGAGGCCUAGUAACAGAAACUUAACCCGCUCCAGUCUUGCCACAUGCAGGUAUUGAGCAUAGGGGUUA